CGCUCUAGUUUAUGAAACUUAGUAGUUGUAAGAAGGAUCAGAGCUAAAGAAAAUUGUCAGCUUUAUCAUACCGGUGUAAAUCUAAACAAGCUAUAUACAUAAUCUGGAACAAUUGAACUCGAACAUUGGAGCCAUGCCCAAGAUAAACACGUUAAUCAUGGGGGAAACGGGAACAAUUGACAUAAAUUGACUAGCUGCAGAGAGUUGCUCAAUGACAGGAGGCAGGAAGAAAUGGUAAAAGAGGAAGGAAAACCUGAAGGGCCAAUAAUGGUGGAGACCCAAUGGUAGAGAUUGUCGCCUUUGGGCCCUGCAGAGCAAUCAGGCGGCGGAUCCAUGCUGAACUCCGUUAUCUCUCUCUGUAUCCUCUUCCCCGAUGUCGACACUGAUGUGGGCGACACCCAUGAAUUAUUCGCCGUCGCCGAUGAUGGUCCCCCGCCGCCGCCUCCUCCCUGCGCAGAGACAUCACGGCCAGAAAUCCUAUACAUGCUUCGGACCAACAAGCAAUUUCGCGUGGAAUUCGAGGUACAGCUAGCAGCAAAGGAAAAUUACAACUGAACUGUGAACUCCCUGGCAAACAUUUUCAACUUGUAGCACCUUCAGCCCGGAGAAAUCAGAGAGGCAUGCUCAUCGGAGUGAAGUUCGAACUAGGGCUCCUCUCUUUUCUUGCCCAGAAAAUGGUUUCCCACCCAAUAAAAGAGAAAACUUUACAAAUUCUCCCUCUCGGCUUUGUCUUUUUCCGCAGCUGCCGCCGAAUCCCACUUGCUCUUCGCCGGGCUCUCUGGCUCCGGCUUAACAACAGGGGAUAUCCGGCGCCGUUUCGGGAUAGGGUUGCCGCUGGGGAAGGGCAAAGCAUUGGGUCGAGCUGAAACGGCGUCGUACAAGGGCCGCGAAGGUAAAUUAGGACAUCUCGAAAUAUCAGAACCGAGCAGCAAGGGUUUCUUCUCAAGUGUUGUAAUUUAAGUGUGCGGCGACAGAGCACAAACCCAUCCAGAGCCUGGGCACGUAGAGAGAGAGAGAGAGAGAGAGCGCAGCAGUAGGGUUAAUGUGGUGAGGUUUCCUUGGCCGCAAGCUGAGAGAAAGAAAGAGAGGCAACGCGGGCUCGACGGAAGGGAGUAAGGUUAACGUAUAUUGGAGAUUCGCUACUGAUUUUGCCGACGGAAGCGAGCUCACAUUCGACGGGAAGAAGGGAAGAGAUACCAGUUAACGGAAGAGAGAGAGAGCGGUGACGCACGGAGGGUUCGACGAGGAGAAAUCAGAAGGGGUGAAGAUCGAGGAGCGCGCAAGAUUUCAGCUUUCAGAUUCUUGACGCCGGAAUUUGAGUUGGAUUUCUCCCGAGUUGUAUGGAGAUGUGCGGGCCUGGCAUCUCCCCCGUGCUUGAGAUGCUCGGGGCUCGAAGCCAGGAGUAUUUUUUUCUGUAAAGUUGUGAACUUUUAGGGUUUGCCCACCUGGGGAGUUUGUUUGAGUAGUGAAAGGGAAUGGUUUAGAUUUUGGUGGUGGUUGAAAUUGAAAAUUAGGCUAGUUGCCUCUGAGAAUUAGAAUUUGGUAUGUAAUCGAUAGACAUGUUUGUGAAUCUGUUGGUGGUUGCAAGUUGCUGUUCCGUGUUGCUUGAGUAAAACUGCUCAAAAGUUGUCCUACUUUUCUUCCCUUGUGAUGUGAUCUACUGGGGAUUGACUGACUGCCUGCCUGCUGUAUCUUCCCCUAACAUGUUUGAUAUGUGUUGAUCAUCUGGUCUUAACCAGUGGAGAGACUACCUUCCUGUUGUAAGGAUGUGGUUCUUCUGCUUGUUAGAGUGGAACUGGAUUUCCACUUGCUUAUCCAGUGUUUUAUUUUUUAGAUAGAUUAGGGAGUAGUGCCUCCCUGACUUUUAUUUUGUUUUGUGAUUGUUAAGUGGGGCGCAAGAGUGGAUAAACACAUUUAGUAUAGGAUUCAAUUGGUACAGUAUCACCAUGAAUGUCUGUGAGGGUUGAUAUCGCAGGUUUUGUUAUGCUAACCUGGGCGUCUGUUGGAAAUUUUCAGGUAAAAGCUUUGUGAAAUGCGAGGAAGGAGUUACAGUCCAUCGCCCCCAAGGAGCCACAGUAGAAGGAGGAGGAGUCCAAGUCCUAGGGGACGAUAUGGUGGUCGCGGAAGUGCAAGAGAUGAGCCUACUAGUCUUCUAGUUAGGAACCUUCGCCAUGAUUGCAGGCCAGAAGAUCUUCGCAGGCCCUUUGAACAGUUUGGUCCUUUGAAGGAUAUUUAUCUGCCCAAAGAUUAUUAUACUGGUGAACCUCGUGGUUUCGGGUUUGUCCAAUAUGUUGAUCCUCGUGAUGCUACUGAGGCCAAACAUCAAAUGGAUGGUCGAGUUCUUCAGGGUCGGGAGUUAACAGUUGUGUUUGCGGAGGAGAACAGGAAGAAGCCUACUGAGAUGAGGACAAGGGAGCGAGGGAGCAGUAGAGGCGGAGGAGGAGGAGGUCGAAUGCGUGACAGGAGGAUGUCCCCACCUCGUUAUUCCCGCUCUCCCCGCUAUUCUCGUUCACCACCUCCACGCGGGCGGGCGAGAUCAAGGUCACACAGCGCUGGUUAUUAUUCUCCACCUCCAAAACAACAAAGGCGAUACUCUAGAUCGGUGUCACCGCAAGAGAGGAGGUAUAGCAAAGAGAAGUCAUUCUCGCCUCGAUCAAGGAGCCGCAGCCAGACACCACCUCCAAGGAGGGCACCAAGUGAGGAGGGAAAUGGGGUUAGGAGGAGCAGGAGUCCCAGCAGAAGCCGCAGCCCACCACCGCCACCUAAAAGGAGCAGGAGCCCUGCAGAUGAUUACCCCAGGGACAGGGAGCUCAAUGGAGGCGAUAGGUCCCCUAGCCCAUGAUUCUUCAGCCUGGAUGGAGAGUUGUUAUUCAUGUUCGUUUUAUUUCUUCUUCUAAAACGGUCACCGAGUUGUCCUGCAGCGUAUUAGCGGAUUUGGUAUGUGAUGUAGGUUGCAAUAUGCUUGCUUCUGCUUUUCUUUUGUCUUUGAUUCGGAAACCUGUAGCAUGGUUGAGCUGCUGCAACUUGAAAUUCUGUUGUUUUUCAUCAGACCAAGGUACUUGAACAUAAUGUUCUGUUUUGUACUUGAACAUAAUGUUCUGUUUUGUUUUUGGCUACCAUUGAUCACUAGCUGGUAUGACUUAUUGUGCUGUUUUCAUGAACGUUACAUAUCUGGUAACUGGUAUCAUUAGCCUUUUCUGUUUGAGCUCUACUAUGGCUUCACAAUCGACACCGGUUGUACCAACUUAUUCAGAAGAAAAGGGAGGGCGAGAGUUGCCCUUAGAAAGUACACUCUUCAGACAUCAAUGACUGGAAACGCUAGGCCUAGGGGACGUAGUACAUUGGAUUGGGGAACUUGAAAGACUUGGUCGCCAUGGCCUCUCCCACCAAGCUGCACCACUGGUGCGAAUAGUUGGCAUGUAGCCUGUAUCCUUCCUUCACAAGCUGCAACCUCUUCUUCGACUUGAGCUCUCUCAUCUGCAACCCUGUGUCUGCUUUUUCCCCGAAAAGCAGGCGAUCCCAGCCGGUGAAUCCUGCAUUGACAAGGUUCCUCUCGGUGGCGCUCCUCUGACCCUCCCCUCUCCCGCUUAUUAUGAUCAACGCAAAACCCAGUUCCUUAAGCUCGUUGUAGAGCUUCAGGCUCGCCGGGAAAGCAGGGGCCACCGCCAUUUCCACCCAAUCAAAGUACACAGUUAAGUUCACCGUCUUGUAGCUGUGAAACAAAUUAAUUUAUGAGGCUCGAACCGUGAAUUGGGGCAAAUCAAUUAAAGCUGUGCAAAGUUAAGAGUACCCGAACUCGUAGUCUCGGAAGUAAGGCAAAUUGGUGAGGAGGGUCUCGUCGAGGUCGAAAACCCAGGCGUCCUUCCCGUCGCCGGCGAUGUCCACGGUCUUGGCGUAAGCGAGCGCGGCGUAAGCCAGCAUGUCGGAAUCGGCCUGGAUGCCGAUUCCGGUCAUGUAGUCUUCCACGUACUGGCGGCACCUCAGGGGUUUGUUGGAAGCCAGAUCGCCGGCAUUGUUCGUUUCUACCGACAGCCUCCAGCUGUCGCAGAAGACCUUGUCGUCGUAAGCUACGGCACCGUCCUGGUGGUGGGAGGCGGCGGUGGGGAGCUGGAUUGUUGACUGAGAAACGGCGGCGGUGAAGAUGAGGCUGAAGAGGGAAAUGAGGGGGAGAAGAAGAGGAGAGGCAGAGGGCGCCAUUGGGGAAAUCGAACGAUCAAAAUUUGGUCAGGUUAGAGAUAAGAGGCGAUGAUAGCCAUUAAAAGGCAUUAGCCUGCCCCUGUAUUUCUUUUGGA
Linum tenue is the source of this 4292-nucleotide messenger RNA. The record is from the annotation of a GenBank genome assembly. NCBI's taxonomy places the organism in Eukaryota, Viridiplantae, Streptophyta, Magnoliopsida, Malpighiales, Linaceae.